AUGAAUUGGACCACGGUUUCGAGGACAUUGCCAUCGCCAUGUUCACUGCCACAAGCGUGCACUAGGGCUCGUCUCUCGAAGGGCAGCCUUGCUACGUUCACCAGACAAUUCAGCGCUGCUGGAAGGCGUAAUGGACCCUACGACUUUAACUCGCCCGAAGCCAGACCACUUGAUGGCGUCACAGUCGUUGCCCUCGAACAAGUAAUCAGUGGCCCGUACUGCACACGACAGCUGGCCGACCUUGGCGCGAGAGUGAUUAAGAUCGAGCGGCCUGGCACAGGAGACUUCGUCCGGUACCACGACAAGCGUGUGCUCGGACAAUGCUCUCACUUUGUCUGGACCAACCGCAAUAAAGAGUCAUUGGAGCUCGACGUCAAGAAGGACGAGGACAUUGCAACGCUCAGGAAGCUCCUCAAAAAAGCGGACGUGUUCGUUGCAAAUCUUGUGCCUGGAGCAACGGAGCGGCUGGGGCUGGGAUAUGAGAAGCUAAAGGAGCUCAACGACCGACUGAUAGUGUGCGAGAUAUCAGGAUAUGGCGGUGAUGGUCCGUACAAGAAGAAGAAGGCAUACGACCUGCUCGUCCAGUCCGAGGCUGGCCUCUUGUCAAUAACUGGCACGCCGGAAACAGCAUCAAAGGUUGGCGCCUCAAUAGCAGACAUCUCUGCGGGCAUGUACGCAUACUCUGGAAUCAUGGCAGCUCUGUUGCAGAGGGCAAAGACAGGCAAGGGCUGUUACCUCGACGUCAGCAUGCUGGAAAGCAUGACAGAGUGGAUGGGCUUCCCUAUGUACUACGCUAUGGAUGGACAGCCACCGCCUCCGAGAGCUGGGGCAAGCCACGCGUCAAUUUACCCUUACGGCCCGUUCGAAGCGAAGGACGGCACGGUUAUGCUGGGUCUUCAGAAUGAGCGCGAAUGGGUCAUACUCUGCGAAAAGGUGCUCGAUCUGCCUGAUCUGGCCAAAGAGGAACGCUUCAUCAACACAGACUCGCGUUCCAACAACCGCAAAGAGCUCUACCCAAUUAUCUGCGAAGCUCUAUCGCGUUUCACCUCGGCAGAGGCUACACAACGACUCGAGGCAGCUGGCAUCGCGAAUGCGAACCUCAACAGUAUGGAAGACGUCUGGAACCAUCCCCAGCUACACGCGAGAAGACGAUUCCGGGAAAUGGAGACAGAGGCUGGCACCGUUCGCACGCUCAUACCGCCGGGAAUGUCUGCUGAUGUCGAGCCGCGCUUGGAUCCUGUGCCUUCGAUAGGGCAGCACAACAAAAAAAUCAUGGCUGAGCUUGAUGCUCAAUAA
This is a messenger RNA of Cyphellophora attinorum, 1296 nucleotides long. RefSeq names its product Succinate--hydroxymethylglutarate CoA-transferase. NCBI's taxonomy places the organism in Eukaryota, Fungi, Ascomycota, Eurotiomycetes, Chaetothyriales, Cyphellophoraceae. The transcript has a single exon. Gene Ontology annotation, molecular function: catalytic activity. The record is from RefSeq and is a predicted model, not a curated record. Bases 1 to 1296 code for a protein of 431 amino acids.